Messenger RNA from Dujonia railenensis, 1113 nucleotides. Lineage: Eukaryota; Fungi; Ascomycota; Pichiomycetes; Serinales; Debaryomycetaceae. The record is from the annotation of a GenBank genome assembly.
AUGAUGGCGCAUGAACUACCGCUAUCUAUUCAUAGCAAGCCAAGCUAUGACGCUGCUCCAAAGCAGCCUCAACAUCAACCACCUCCGACUUCUAAGAAGAAUAAGGCAAAUAAGGGCGUGGAAAGAACUUUGCCAAGUGGAGAACCAGUGGAUUUUGGAGGCAAGAAGUCAAACUCGAAACCCAAGUUGAUGGCUGCUCCAUCGUUACCAGAUGGAUCUGCUCCCAAGUUCCAUCCAGAUGCCCCUGCUCCUUCAGGCGCUACCGGUAAGUCCAAAAAGAGCAAGAAUAAGAAGCAUAAAGAUGCUUCUAUUCCAGAACCUUCGCUUCCAAACGGCGCUAAACCAAAUUUUUACAAUAAUGAUCAAGGCAAACCUUCUCGUCCUAUUAAGAAGAAUGAACAAACAUUACCAAACGGAUCCAAACCAAACUUUAAUCCUUCGUCUACUUCAAGUUCUAACAAGAAGAACUCCAAUAACAAAAACAAGAAGGCGGAUACAGUUCCUGCAGUUGAAGAAACUUAUGCUGGCUCUUCGUUUCAUUCAUCUCCAGCAGCUUUGAAUCUUCCAAAACCAUCAUUUAAAACCUCACCAAAGUCAAGCAACUUAUCAACCAAGUCAAGCUCGCCUCAACCGGCUCAACAAGAAAGGUCUCCUAUUCAGUCAAUGCAGCAGCAGGGACCUCAGGGACCUCAUGCUCCACAAGCUCCUCAGGCCCCUCAUGCUCCGCAUGUAAUUCAGCAUCUCCCGCAGCAAGGGCCCCAUCUUGGAGCACACCAUUUUCCAUACCCAAAUGGACCUAUGUUCCCUGUUGCUCCUUAUCCCCACACCUCGUUGCCUCCAGCAUUUCCUUCUCCAAAUCAAAAUCCAAUGAUCUACAGAGGAAAUCAAUUUGUACAGCCUGGUUUUUCUUAUCAACACUCCCCACAAGGAUAUAUCACCUACCAAGGAAAUCCACAACAGAUCAACCCACAAGGAGCCCCUCAAGGAGCUUUCAAUGGAGCUCCAUUCCCCUUUACCCCACAACAACAAUCUGCUCCUUAUCCACAAGCUAACUCUAGCCAGCAGGGACAAAAGAUCAGCUUCGUUGAGUUGUUAGACUCGGGUUCAAAAUAA